UCACAUUCUUUUUCUUAAAAGAGAAGAGACAAAGUGAGAAAUAACCAUAUACACCACUUCACAAAUCACAACACACACAUUCACAUACAUUCACACACAAACACUAGAAUCUAUACAACAACAAAACAUAUCACAAAAUCCAUAACUUCAACUCGCCGGAACUAGCGACGGAGACGGCGGCGCCACCGCCGGAAAAUGGGCAUUUUCUUGGUUUUCUUCCCGGAAGAAAAACAACUAAAUUCACCAACAAUAAACUCAAUACUCAAACGCACAAACUCAAGCCACAUAUCAACAAAAACACAAUCCACAAUUUCCAUUUGUGCCCUUUUGAUCUUCUUAACUUUCCUUUUAUUCACACUCUCAUCUUUUGAACCAAACAACAAUGAUUUCAUGACGUCAUCACACCGACGCUUUCUCACACAAACACACCGUCAUUUUCACACACAAACACCGCCCAUAAUGAACUCAUAUUCUCAACAACAUGCAUUACAAGGCCUAGGCACACUAUACGCACGUGGCACAACGGCAAUGAACGAGCUUGUUAUAUGUCACGUGACUAGUCACGUGACCAAGAAAGAGCUUAAGUUGUUCAUGAAAGCUUUCCAUCGUUCUGGGUUACCUUCAAAAUCGGAUCUUUUGUUCAUAUUUGAUUCGGGUUCGAGUGUCGGUGAGCUAGAUGAUGUGAUUCGUGAAGAAAAUGAUAUUUUUUUGAAACUUGUUGACUUGUAUAAGCAAGAAUUGGGCAAUGGGAGUAAAGCUUUUGACUUUCCGGUCAGUUUUGACCUGGCCCGGUUUGUGAAACCCGGGUCGGAUCCUGAUAAAGGUGAACCCAUUUGGGGUCGGAGAGUUAGAACCAAUAACUCGACUUUUGGUAUUGGUAAUGGCGAGUCUAAAAAGACUGGUUUUGACUCGUCUCAAGCUGGAAAAUCCGGGUCGGAUCCGGGUCAGGGGGUUAAGACAAAUAAUUCAAGUAUUGGGUUUAGCGAGAAUGGAACUGAGUCGACUCGGACGAGUCAUGGGUCGGUGGUGGGUUUUGGGGUGGGCGAGUUAGACCCAGAAAAUGCUUUAUCCGGGUUCGUGGAAAAUGCUCGAAUGAGUUUAAGAAGAUGGGCUACUUACCCGAUGAUUUUGGGCCGGGUUCGUAGAAAAUUCAAGAAGAUAAUUCUAGUUGAUGCUAAAGAGGUUUUACUAUUAGGUGACCCAUUCGGGCGAGUGAAAAACCAUUCGCCCGAAUCAAUUUUCUUGUUUCGGAAGAACAAGAAGGGUCACAAAAAAGCGGUCAACCCCGUUGUGAUACUCGGUGGAGAACGCGGGGUGCGGCGAUUAUCCGCCGCAAUGUUGACCGAGAUAGUGCGGUCAACUACACAUCAACACCGCAACAAAAAGGGCUCGCUGACCGAGUCGGGCCUGUUGAGUCAACUCAUUGGAAAUGAGUUUCUGGCGAAAAGUAUACGUUUUGUAACAAGUGAGUUGACAAUACCGGAACCGAGUUCACUCAGUGGAGUGGAAAUAACAAAUCAGACAGUUGUACUAAGGCGUGGAAAUAGUAAUUUAGAUAUCGGUGAAGUUAUUAUGAAGCAUAUUUGUUCAUUUUCAAUAGAUUCAUCGGUUUACACGGAAUGUUGACCGUCAAAGGUACAAGUAAUGCGUAAGGUACUUGUUAUUAGUUUUUGUGAAUGUUUCCACUACUUGUAGAAUGGUGUUGGAGUUACUUGUACAUUUUGCAGUUAAUAUUUAUAUACAUUCAUUUAAAUUUUAAUUUAA
Messenger RNA from Erigeron canadensis, 1764 nucleotides. RefSeq lists its product as uncharacterized. The transcript has a single exon. Lineage: Eukaryota; Viridiplantae; Streptophyta; Magnoliopsida; Asterales; Asteraceae. Bases 196 to 1626 code for a protein of 476 amino acids. The record is from RefSeq and is a predicted model, not a curated record.